This is a messenger RNA of Salvia splendens (bonfire salvia), 627 nucleotides long. RefSeq lists its product as uncharacterized. The record is from RefSeq and is a predicted model, not a curated record. The coding region runs from base 1 to 627 and encodes 208 amino acids. NCBI's taxonomy places the organism in Eukaryota, Viridiplantae, Streptophyta, Magnoliopsida, Lamiales, Lamiaceae. Gene Ontology annotation, molecular function: protein dimerization activity. The transcript has a single exon.
AUGAAAGAUGAGUUUGUACCUCGAGGAAAAGUAAAUCGUAGAGCUGAAAAAAGGAAGAAUCUCUGCUAUUAUCGAGUUGAGAUAUUUUGUUCUGUGAUUGACAUGCAAGCUCAAGAGUUAAACCAUCGUUUAGGUGAAAUUAACACAGACUUACUUUCAUGUAUGGCAUGUUUUGAUCCUAGAGAUUCAUUUUCUGCAUUUGAUUUGGAGAAGCUGCUUCGUCUUGCUAGUUAUUAUCCAUCAGAAUUUUCUGGAGUUGCUUUGAAAGAGCUUGAAAAUCAACUUGAAAGCUUUAUUUUUGAUGUGCGGAUAGAUGAAAAUUUUUCACAAGUAUUUGGGAUUGGUGGUCUUGCGAAGAAGAUUGUUUCUAAAAGAAAGCAUGAAAAUUUCCCAUUGGUUUAUUUGUUAGUCAAGUUGUCAUUGAUCUUGCCGGUUGCUACUGCCUCCAUGGAAAGAGCUUUUUCUGCAAUGAAGUUCAUCAAGAGUACUCUACGUAAUAGUAUGAGACACCAACUGUUACAUGAUUGCUUAGUUCCUUACAUUAAAAAGGACGUCUUUGUUCAUGUUAGUAAUGAAACCAUUAUGCAGCGAUUUCAGAAGAUGAAAAAUAGAAGAGAAAUGUUAUGA